AUGUAUAGAAAAACUCGCGUUUCAUCGCGAUUUUAUAGCGAUCGCGAAAUUAGCGAGAAAUUUCGCGAAACUUAUGUUGAUUUCAAUUUGUUUUAUGGAAGCAAAAACUCAAGUGGUAAUAUUCCUGCAUUGAACAGAUAUCCAACUGAACUAACACCAGCGAGUUAUACAUAUUUAAUAUGGUAUCUGAUUUUUCUAUGGCAGGCUGCUCAAUAUAUUUACUCCAUUAUAUCUAUAUUUCGUAAAACAGGCGAAGAUUAUUUUUAUAAAAGUCCAAAUGCAAUGAAUAAAUGGUGUUUCUUCUACUCGGCAUUUAGUUUGCUGAUGUACGUGCCUCAACUGACAGCUGCAGUACACAAUUAUUAUAAUGGAUAUAUGUCAAUAUUUCGUCAUGUUGGUACAUUCUUCGAAGUGACUGUUGUUUUAGUUUUUACACAUAUUGCACUCGCAGACCAUUUGAACGAUUAUAUGAGGUUGAAAUUAUUUGUUGAUAUAUGGCUUGCACGACUUCUUUAUCAUAAUGGUAUUGCUCUAUUGACAUGUUGGCUUUAUUUUGAGACUGUUUUGAGUAUUGUCAUUGCCAUUAUGGAUGAUUCAUUUAAAAAUAUUGAUUUUUCUAAACAGACAUAUUGGAAUAAACGUUUCGAAUGUGAAGAUGAAUAUGAAUGGUUUUGUAAUUUUGAUCGAUUAAACCCGGUAUUAAAAGAAUAUUUUAUUAAUUCUUCUAUGACAAAUCAUCUAUUACAUCUUGGCUGUGGUACAAGUCAAUUGGCUGAGCAUUUGUACAAUAAAGGCUAUUGUAAAUGGAUAACAAAUAUUGAUUAUUCACCACAAGUUAUGGAAAAAAUGUUAAAAAAAUCUACAUAUCAUAAUAUUAAUUGGCUUGUAGUAGAUAUUCGUUUGAUGCCGUUUGUUAAUAAUACAUUUGAUAUAAUCAUUGAAAAAGGAACACUUGAUGUAUUUUUUGUUGGUGAACAUGAUCUGUGGCAUCCAUCGGAAACUAUUAUGAAGUUAAUGGAUCAAGUAUUAACAAAAAUUUCCGAGUGUCUAACUGCUGGUGGGACAUUUAUUUCGAUAACAUUUCAACA
Messenger RNA from Didymodactylos carnosus, 1088 nucleotides. NCBI's taxonomy places the organism in Eukaryota, Metazoa, Rotifera, Eurotatoria, Philodinida, Philodinidae. The record is from the annotation of a GenBank genome assembly.